AUGGCUUUCUUGCGCCGGCAUCUGCCAAGCCUUGCGCGUGCAGCGCGCGGGGCUGCCGAUGGUGGUAGAGGGCCGCGCAUCCUACGGUCGGAGGUGUCGGACAUCACCUUCCACUUCGCGGUUGAGGAGUACCUCAUGAAUGCGGAGAAGCUGACUGCUCCGCUGAUGUACCUCUGGAGACCGCAGCCGGUGGUCACCAUCGGACGACACCAGAAUCCUUGGAAAGAGUGUGUUCUCUCGCAGCUGGAUGAGGACGGUGUCGCCUUGGUCCGCCGGCGAUCCGGGGGCGGCGCCAUCUUCCAGGAUGCUGGCUGCUCUGUUUUCACCUUCUUGUUCCCAUCGGCGGAGUUUGACAUCGACCGCAACCUCGAAACGGUUCUGGGCGCACUAGGCCGCCUGGGUGUCCAGGCUGAGAAGAAGGGCCGCAAUGAUCUCACCUUUGAAGACAAGAAGAUCUCCGGUAGCGCUUUUAAGCACGCACCGGAUCGCGGGGUGUCCCUGCACCACGGCACUGUUCUUGUGGACACCGACCUCACUGCCCUCCAGAGAUACCUGACGCCGGACAAGCGCAAGCUGCAAGCCAAGGGCAGCUACCUCAGCGGGUCGAAGAGCUAA
Symbiodinium sp. CCMP2592 is the source of this 615-nucleotide messenger RNA. NCBI's taxonomy places the organism in Eukaryota, Dinophyceae, Suessiales, Symbiodiniaceae. The record is from the annotation of a GenBank genome assembly.